AUGUCCAGGACAUCCAAGCUUACCCUGCUGGGCACUUCGCUCUUUGCCGUCACUACUGUGGUUUUUGUGCACUUUCAGCAAAAGUUUGAGCAAGAGGCAAUGCACCAAGGCGUCAUUCGCGACAUGGAACAACAGCGCAUCAAGAAGGAACGCCAACUCGACUUUGAGUUGCAAAAGGCUCUAGAGGAGGAAUACAAGAAGGGCCAGAGUGUACGAGACAGCGUCGUCGAUCUAGAACCACCGAAACGAGCGCAAGGGCGGUAUCAUUGA
Messenger RNA from Pestalotiopsis fici W106-1, 270 nucleotides. RefSeq lists its product as uncharacterized. The transcript is spliced from 2 exons. The record is from RefSeq and is a predicted model, not a curated record. NCBI's taxonomy places the organism in Eukaryota, Fungi, Ascomycota, Sordariomycetes, Amphisphaeriales, Sporocadaceae. Bases 1 to 270 code for a protein of 89 amino acids. Gene Ontology annotation, cellular component: mitochondrion. Gene Ontology annotation, biological process: mitochondrial respiratory chain complex IV assembly.